AUGACAAAUGGAAUGGUAAACGGUGCCGGUCUAGAGAAUCAGUUUGCUUCUCUCGGUAUCAACGGCACAAAAUCUGCAUAUGUUCCUCCACAUUUAAGAAGCCAGCAGCGGGCUGCGUCAAGUCCCAUUGUCCCUGUUGAUGGGAGCGGCUGGACUGACUCCCGCUCAUCCACUCCUUCGUCUCGUGGCGGUUAUGGUAGUGGUAGGGGCGGAUACACUGAGCGCAGCGUCAGUAGCGCUUACGCUAAUCGUGGAGAAAAGUGGGGAGAGCGGACCACCACUGGUUGGCAAGGACAUUCUUCAAAAGGCGAUGGCGGUCCUCGCGACUCCGGAUUUGGUGUUUGGAGGGACGGAUUACACGUUCCCGGUCCCCGCAACAUGCGAAUGGAGAAGGAGUUGUAUGGAGACGAACAUGAUCCAUCGAAACAACAUACAGGAAUCAAUUUUGAGAAAUACGACGACAUUCCCGUCGAAGCUACAGGCGCUGGAGUCCCGGAGCCCGUCAAUGCAUUCACGAACCCGCCUUUGGACCCUGUUUUGCUAGAGAAUAUUGGAUACGCUCGUUACACUACACCGACACCGGUGCAAAAGUACUCGAUACCCAUUGUUGCACUUGGCAGAGACCUCAUGGCUUGCGCUCAGACUGGUUCUGGGAAAACAGGCGGUUUCCUAUUUCCAAUUCUAUCAGCAUCAUUUACUAAUGGACCUCGACCUCCUCUCGCCGAUGCGAUGAGUGGCGGGUAUGGUCGUACACGAAAGGCAUGUCCUACUGCCCUCAUCCUUGCUCCUACGCGAGAACUCGUCAGUCAAAUCCAUGAGGAGGCUCGCAAGUUCUGUUACCGUUCAUGGGUCCGACCGGCUGUCGUCUACGGUGGCGCUGACAUCAAUCAACAGCUGCGCCAGAUUGAGCGUGGCUGUGAUUUGCUCAGUGCUACUCCCGGACGUCUUGUUGAUCUGAUCGAGCGCGGCCGCAUCAGUCUUGCUAACAUUCAAUAUCUUGUUCUCGACGAAGCCGAUCGCAUGUUGGACAUGGGUUUCGAGCCCCAGAUCCGCCGAAUCGUCCAAGGGGAGGAUAUGCCUGGCGUCCAAGCACGCCAAACACUGAUGUUCAGUGCCACCUUCCCUCGCGAUAUUCAAGUUCUCGCACGAGACUUCAUGAAGGACUAUGUCUUCCUUUCGGUUGGUCGUGUAGGUUCUACCUCGGAGAACAUUACGCAGAAGAUUGAAUAUGUUGAAGACGGCGAUAAACGCUCUGUUCUUCUUGACGUGCUCUCCGCCCAUGACCCGGGACUUACACUAGUCUUCGUCGAGACGAAACGGAUGGCCGAUAUGCUUUCCGACUUCUUGUUGACGAACCACCUUCCUGCAACGUCCAUUCACGGAGACCGUACUCAGCGCGAACGCGAAAUGGCGCUGCAGACGUUCAAGAGUGGACGCACGCCAAUUUUGGUCGCCACUGCGGUUGCUGCUCGUGGCCUCGACAUACCCAACGUCACGCAUGUUGUUAACUAUGAUCUGCCGUCUGACAUUGAUGACUAUGUCCACCGGAUCGGUCGUACGGGCCGUGCAGGGAACGUUGGAGUUGCUACGGCGUUCUUCAACCGUGGCAAUCGCAACAUCGUCCGUGACCUCCUCGAGCUUCUGCGGGAAGCCAACCAGGAAAUUCCGGGUUGGUUAGAAACUGUUGCACACGAGAAUGCAUUUGGCGGCGCUACGCGUGGUCGCGGUGGACGCGGCCGUGGAGGAGGCCGUUCCCAAGCUUCCCGGGAUUUCCGUCCUGGGGGAGGUGGUAGUCACAGCGGCCGCGGAGGCGGAGGUGGCGGUGGUUAUGGAGGCCCGCAAUACGGUGGCUACGGUGGCAGCAACGGUUAUGGCGGCGGCGGUGGCUACGGCGGCGGCGGUAGUGGAGGCAGCUGGUGGUAA
Fibroporia radiculosa is the source of this 1923-nucleotide messenger RNA. RefSeq lists its product as uncharacterized. NCBI's taxonomy places the organism in Eukaryota, Fungi, Basidiomycota, Agaricomycetes, Polyporales, Fibroporiaceae. Gene Ontology annotation, molecular function: RNA binding; RNA helicase activity; ATP binding. The record is from RefSeq and is a predicted model, not a curated record. The transcript has 4 exons. Bases 1 to 1923 code for a protein of 640 amino acids. Gene Ontology annotation, cellular component: nucleus.